Molecule: messenger RNA, 198 nt
Organism: Suhomyces tanzawaensis NRRL Y-17324
Lineage: Eukaryota; Fungi; Ascomycota; Pichiomycetes; Serinales; Debaryomycetaceae
Gene: WH11
Product: Wh11p
Exons: 1
Coding region: 1-198 (65 amino acids)
Source: RefSeq, a predicted model, not a curated record
AUGUCCGACUUAGGUAGAAAAGAUAUUUCCGACAAGGUUCAAUCCGCUGUCACCCCAGACUCCCAAAAGUCCACCUUGGGCUCCGCCAAGGACAAGGUUACCGACUCUGUCGACAACGCUAUUGGUGACAACACCUCCAGCAAGGACAAGUCCUUCGUCCAACAAGCCUCUGACGCUAUCUUCGGUGAGAAGAAGUAA